Messenger RNA from Paramuricea clavata, 3372 nucleotides. Lineage: Eukaryota; Metazoa; Cnidaria; Anthozoa; Malacalcyonacea; Plexauridae. The record is from the annotation of a GenBank genome assembly.
UGGAACAAUUCAAACAUAACCAACUUGUGAUGGUACCAAUCUGGCUCGUGUCCUGAUGUGUCGUCUGAAUGCACACAUAUUUACCAUUGCAUAAAGUAAAUUUAAAAUGCCCUAAAUGUAUAUGUUUUUAUAUUUAUCCAAUUAUAAGUUCGAGAUUAAGUUAACUAAAAUUGUAAUGGAACAAUCUGGCUCGUGUCCUGGUGUGUCGUCUGAAUGCACACAGAUUGGCCAUUGCAUAACGUAUUUCUAAACCAUUAUUUUCUGAAGCAAAGACGUCUAUAUGCGUCUUGAAUUAUGUGGAACAAUUCAAACAUACAUGUUUCGCUCGCUACUCUGGUUUAAAUAAAUGAUUACAAAGCCCAGUCGAAUUGUAAUAAGACCCAACGUUUCGACACUCCAGUCUAGUGUCUUCAUCAGGGGUGAUCUAAAACUGCGAUCGUAGCUUCUUAAAUACCCAAGGGAUGACGUCAUAACCAACUUGUGAUGGUACUAAUCUGGCUCGUGUCCUGAUGUGUCGUCUGAAUUAAGUUAGCUAAAAUUGUAAUGGAACAAUCUGGCUCGUGUCCUGAUGUGUCGUCUGAAUGCACACAUGUUGGCCAUUGCAUAGCGUAUUUCUAAACCAUUAUUUUCUAAAGCAAUGACGUCUAUAUAUAUGCGUCUUGAAUUAUAUGGAACAAUUCAAACAUAACCAACUUGUGAUGGUGCUAAUCUGGCUCAUGUCCUGAUGUGUCGUCUGGAUGCACACAUGUUGGCCAUUGGAUAGCCGCCAUAGCAUAUUUCUAAACCAUUUUCUAAAGCAAAGACGUCUAUAUGUGUCUUGAAAUAUUUGGAACAAUUCAAACAUAACCAACUUGUGAUGGUACCAAUCUGGCUCAUGUCCUGAUGUGUCGUCUGAAUGUACACAGAUUUACCAUUGCAAUAAAGUAAAUUUAAAAUUCACUAAGUGUAUAUACUUUUUAUAAUUGUACAAUUAAUUAAGUUAACUAAAAUUGUGAUGGGGCCAUCUAUCUCGUAUCCUGAUGUUGGUCAUUGAUACUGGCUUGUGUGGUGAGAUGUGGUUCGAAUGACCAGACUAUGUAUUGCAAAACGUCUUUUUUCGAAAAUUUAUUUUUGUAUGAUUGCAGAAGCUGUUAAAAUUCAUUUUCAAUCGCGGACGAAGUUGGCACGCAAUCCAAUUAAACCAAGAAAGAAACUCAGGAUGUGUAUGCGAAGUAGGAGAGAAAGGGUAUUAAUAUCCUAUUGAUUGCUGUUGUUGUUGCUGUUGUUGUUGUUGUUGUUGUUGUUGUUGUUGUUGUUGUUGUUGUUGUUGUUGUUGUUGUUGUUGUUGUUGUAAAAAAAUUAAUGUCGAUAAGUGCAUUGGUAAACAUAUUGUAUUUUGGGGGAAGGUAAAAUUUUCUUUGCCAAAUAGCCGUAAUUUAAUUGGGUGUUGUAUAAUCAAGAUUGUAACACUUAUUUAUUUCAAUAUUUAUUUAAUUCGCCUACUUUUUCACUAAUGACAUUCAGGGCUAUCCUCUUUACUGCGCCGGAAUACAUUAAUAAUAUGUUUAAAUUCUGUGAGAAUAGUACUUACAAUAUGAGAAGCAAUAGAUGUAAGCUCGCAUUGGGCAAACUCAGUUGAAACUUUAUGAAAAAAAGUUUCUCGUACCGGGGCGCUGUCGCCUGGAAUAAUUUACCAGAUGUCUUAACUAAGGCCAAUGAGCAAUUUUCAAAUUUUGCUUGAUAAAUAUUUUUACGAAUUGAAUGACGUUUGAAAUCUGCUCUAAUUCCUCUUUUUAACGAGAAUAAGGAUUCGUUCUUAAAAUUUAACUAGAGAGCAUGUAUUUGACGUUAUUUUCAUUGUAUUUGUAUAUACCUAGAUUAGUUUGUAGUUUGAAAAGUUAAUUUGUAAAUAAUUACUGUCGUUCCAAUUGAAGUGUUCCUCAAAUAUUGAUUCAAUACAUUACCUCAGGCUGACCAAUUCAUUUCAUCAAGUUCCUCGAGAUAUUGAUACACUUCCUGUGAAAGAGCCAAUUCCAAGAAUUUGAUCAUUUCUGGUCACUUCCUUUCUAUUUAUGAUUGGUUAGUUGCACAAACAACAAAGCUGAUUGGUGCAUUCAAACUAUUCAACAGGAAGUUUACGAUUAUACUAGGAAGUAUAUGAAUAUUUCGAGGAACUUGAUCAAAUGAAUUGGUCAGCCCGAGGUAAUGUAUUGAAUCAAUAUUUGAGGACCACUUCAAUUGUAACGGCAGUUAUAAAACAGCCUUGCCUGAAGGGUUACCGUUGUUAAAUAACUUUAUAAUAAUAAUAAUAAUAAUAAUAAUAAUAAUAAUAAUAAUAUCUCUUUAAAAAAAUGGAAAAAUAAGUCAGUGUUUGUAUGCUUCUUGGUUAAUUUAGUGCCAAAUGGAUUUAAUUUACGUUGCAGUUAUUGGAAAUGAUGUUGAAGGUGGCCACAGAGGAGGAGCAAGAAGAGUUUGGAGCGGCCCUUAAAGUGGAGUACAUGUCUGAGGACGCGGAUGCUUCUGAUGGAGGUUGGUGCCACAUGAAGUUAAAUUGGAGGGCGGAUGAUCUCACCCAGUUUUUUCGUACGUUGGACAUUCGGGCAAACGAGAGGAGGAAAGACCACGUGAAGGAACGCACGAAAAGAACGCAUUCGGCACUUUCCAGAAAACGUGCGCCAAAUGAUGCACCUGCUUGGGCUGUAAAGCCAGUCGAAACAGCUGAAAUUGCAGGCCCUGUCAACACAAACAGAACUCGUGGACGUGGAAUUCGAACACGCGGAGGCGGCAGGGGCGGAGGUGCUGGAACAGGACCGAGAUCUACUGCACGGAGAACGAUCACCUACGCAGCACAAGAAGUGCUUAAUUCUAUAGCAAAAUAAACAUACUAGAUAGCACAAACGGAUACAGCAAAUUCAAUUAACGUUGUCCUCUGAGUUGUCCUUUCUUAAUUUAUUGCAUGGUUCUUAACAUCUUAGCAAUACACCAUUUGCAAGCUUUGUCCCUCCUGUAUUACAUAUUUAUUUACGUCCAUUGGGCCUUUUGCUAUUCAAAUUGGACUUUGAGGAUAACCUUAAUUGAGUUAGUUGUCUCUGACAUUAAUGGAAUUAGACAUUUAGUCUAGAUUUAAUGACGUGCUUUAUAUCUAAAAUAUCCUAGUUAGUUUGCAUUCUAUUAUUUUAUGUUUGAUUUGAUGCAUUUAUACUUGAUAUUUAUAUUUCCUGCGUUCACGUUUCACUUGUCUCAGUCACAUAAAUAUGAAUUCGGUAUCAUACCAGGCAGCUACUGAGACGUACAAGCUGCAAACUGCUUCUUGUAUAUGUAUCCAUAUGAUAAUGAAUGCUAUUCACUUUUACUUUUACUGCAGGGUCACAUCUUUAAUGUCGCGCCCAAACG